Messenger RNA from Drosophila hydei, 2153 nucleotides. RefSeq lists its product as uncharacterized. The record is from RefSeq and is a predicted model, not a curated record. The transcript has 2 exons. Lineage: Eukaryota; Metazoa; Arthropoda; Insecta; Diptera; Drosophilidae. Bases 326 to 2143 code for a protein of 605 amino acids.
GAGAAGCAAAAACAUUUUUAGUUACAAACGUUGCCUGCAACUAUUUGGCUAAGUCAUGCAAAAGAAGUGUACAUAAAUCUUGAGCUUGACUCUGGGCAAAUAAAGCCUUGACUUGACACUUGCCAAUAAUUGGGGGUUUCGCUGCGUGGGUGUGGCUAAGGCUCCAUUGUUAGCCAGCGAGCAUAGCCAGCUGUCAAGUCACUGACAGUUGGCAAACAAAUAGCAGCCACCCCAGGUGUCAACGAGUCAUUGUUUGCCCACAAAGCUAUUGUCAGGUGAACAGGUCAAUCGGUGCCACUGGUCAAACAGUUCAGUCGCGUUCACAAUGCCUUUGAACGCUGAUUUAAUUAUGUUUAUGCUCGUGGCACCAGCGUUACUAUCUGUUGGCCAGGACAAUGGGGACCUAGAGAGCUAUGCAAAAAUCUUUAAGACCGUGCUCAGCCAGCAGGACUGCACCCUGGAUUUGCACUUGCGUAGCAUGCGUGAUGCGGACCACAAUCUCGUGCAGUUCCUGCUGACUCAGCAGAGCAGUGCAGUGCGAGUGCAUAUGGGGCAGGCUGUGACCGUAGCUGCAUUGGAUGCGUCAGAUGAUGCACUUCAUCACUUCUAUAUCUUUGAGCAUGUGCACCGAAUGCAGCAGCAGCUCAAAAUGUUUACCAACCCGGGCGGCUUCUAUAUACUGGCAAUUGAGGCUUUUGCCGGAGAGGAGCAGAAGAGUUUGCAGCAUUUUAUGGAGGUAGUCUGGCGGCAACUUGGUCACAAUCGGAUAUACUAUGUUCAGCUGGCAGGCGAACGGGUUCUGCUUUACAAUCCUUUUACGGAAAGCGUGGUUCCUGCUGAGGACGAACACAGUUUUGAGCGCAUUUACUCGAAUCUCUAUGGCUAUCCAUUGCGCGCAUACAUCUUUGAUUCCGUGUACUCCGCGCUUUUCGGAGAUGGGGACACCGAACGUGUUACCCGUGUGACAGGGCCAGAUGCCAUCGCCGCCGACACAGUGGCCAAGCAUCUCAACUUUACGCUCAACUAUAUUUGGCCAGAUGACGAGUUCUUUGGUGGUCGACAGCCGAACGGUUCAUAUACAGGCGGCGUAGGCCGUGCGCAUCGCUAUGAGCUGGACGUCAUCUUUGCUGGCUUCUUCAUAAAGGAUUAUCUGACGGCGCGUAUCCAGUUCAGCGCCGCCGUCUACAUGGAUGAUUUGUGCCUCUUUGUGCAGAAGGCAAAGCGCAUUCCACAGUCCAUUGUGCCACUUUUUGCCGUGCGCGUGGAUGUCUGGCUUUGUUUCUUGCUCGUCGGCUUUGCUUGCGCCUUCGUUUGGCUCUGUUUGCGUGGCUUGAAUCUGACGCUGGACAUCCAGUGCCUGCCCGAGCACAAACACAAUGCUGCAGAUGAGCGGUGCAUCAGCAUUGGCUGGCGCAUCUUUAUCGACACCUGGAUUGUGUGGGUGCGGGUAAAUGUAGGGAAGUUUCCGCCUUAUAAUUCAGAACGCAUCUUCUUGGCCUCGCUAUGCCUGGUGAGCGUGAUUUUUGGAGCACUGCUGGAAUCCAGUCUUGCCACAGCAUACAUACGUCCCCUCUACUAUCGGGAUACCAAUACGCUGGCUGAGCUAGAUGACUCGAAUAUGCCCAUUUAUAUAAAGCAUCCGGCAUUUAGGGAUGAUCUGUUUUAUGGCCACGACUCACAGGUUUAUCGACAACUGAACUCCAAGAUGAAGCUGGUGGGAGAGGGUGAGGACCGCCUGAUCAGUAUGGUCUCUAAGCUUGGCGGAUUCGCCGGUGUGACACGCGCCGCCAGUCUCGAGCUAAGCGACAGACGCUACAUUAUGACUCACAAGGUGCACAAGAUACCCGAAUGCCCCAAGACCUAUCACAUUGGCUAUGUGCUGCCGAACCCGUCGCCCUACAUAAAUGGCAUCAAUAACGUGCUGCUGCACAUUUUGGCUGGGGGACUCUUACAACACUGGAUAAGCGAGAUGAAGGAGCGAGCCCAAUGGAGUAUUCACCGGUAUCCGGAAUACUUGGCCGAGCUGGGCGUGCAAAAUUGGAAAGUGUUGACCUUAACGGACGUACAACUAGCCUUCUAUGCCUUAACGAUCGGCUGCAUUCUGGCUGCAUUCGUUUGGUGUUUCGAGUUCCUUUAUAAAUAAAGAAACGUGU